Messenger RNA from Ricinus communis (castor bean), 1786 nucleotides. RefSeq lists its product as uncharacterized. Lineage: Eukaryota; Viridiplantae; Streptophyta; Magnoliopsida; Malpighiales; Euphorbiaceae. The record is from RefSeq and is a predicted model, not a curated record. The transcript is spliced from 12 exons. The coding region runs from base 313 to 1491 and encodes 392 amino acids.
UUCCAGUUGAUAAUAUCUCUGAGCUAUGAGUCUCACAUUGGAGUCAUCACCGUUCUGUUCAGUAAGCGAACGCAAAAAGGAAUCAAUCAGAUCAACAGACGCUCGCGCCAGUUUCAUCGAAACGUCUUUUUUUUUUUCUUCUCCUAUUUUCCCAGAACUUCAAAACAAACAAAAAAAAAAAAAACUAGGGUUUAGUAUAUCAGUAACCGCCAACUAAUACCAAUUUAUUAUUUUUCUAUUAAAGAUAUUAAUUCGUUAGAAGCUUUAUUUUCUUUAGGAUUAUAAUUUCUCUUUCAAGUUUAACAAACAGAAAUGCUAGGUGAUGGAGAAGAUACUCCUUCCAGGUAUGAAUUGUUGAGUAUGGUAAAGAAGCACUCGACUUUAUUAGGCAAAAGUACUGAGGUGGAUGAUGCUACAGAUGUAGAAAUGGAUGGGCAUUUUUGGUAUGAUAUGUUGGAUUUAUAUUUUAUCCGUGGUAGGGAAUCAAGAGGAAGGCAGGAUGAUGAUCUCGUUUUUUUUGUCAAAAAAAUGGGCACGGAAGGAUAUGGUUUUAAUGAUAAUAUGCAGGGUGUUUCUCCUUACUUUGUACGCAGGUGGGCACCUAAGUUGGAGAGUUUGAUCAGUGACAAUUCAGAGGUGGAUUGGAGGCGCUCAUUUUACUUGAAUUUAAUUGCACAUACUUCAUUCUCAGUAACAGUAGCAAUUUGCAGUCAUCAGGCCCUUCGUAAUCAUCAAGCUGGGCCAAAUACACGAUUGUCUCCCAUAUACAAGGUUGUGAAGACAGUUUAUGCAUCAGCAAGUCGUGUAAAUUUUCACUUAGACUCAAAAAAGGAAGUAGAGACAACUCCUGCAUAUCCAGAUAUAUGUUUUGCUGUUGAUGAUUUCGACUCCACUUUUGAUGCAGUGGUCCUAACAGAAAAAGAUCAUUGCUAUUGUGUACUUCUCAAUGCACAUGGUGGCGCAGCAUUUCCUUGUGAAAGAGAGUCACCUGAUAGCAGUUCCAAUAGUGUUUCCCCUGUGGAGGUUGAUACUAGUUCUGGAAAGACAAAGAAUUCUAAGCUCACUCUUUUCUCUGGGUUUGUAAGCUAUCAAAUGGUUCGAGAAGCAUAUGAUGCUGGAAAAUCUCGAUUUGGAAGUCUCCUUUCAUUAGGCCAUUCCCCUGGCAAAACUGAUAAGCUAUACAUGAAGGGUCCCGGAGGACGAGGGGAGGUUGAAGUUGCUGUUUCUGGGGUUGCAGAUCAAAGCCAGCAGGAUUUUGGCCCCUUUUCACCAGUUACAUCAAAGAGAGGAUUUGGGAUUGGCUCAAUUGUUCGAAAAGCUGCAUCUGUUGCAUCUGUGGCAGCAAAGCAUGCCUAUGCAGCUGCUGCUGCCUCCACAAGCUCUGAUGAGGAAAUGGUGCCUCUUAAAUGCUGCUUGAUGGCUGUAUCAUUGCCGUGGGAACAUAUUGCAUAUGAUCUUCUGUUUAAAGGAAGUCCUCCAGUGAAUUUGUGAACCUCUUCUCAUCUAUCGUUCAAAACUGCAACACAGAUGGGUCUUACCUGCAAAGAAAGUGUGGAAGAAACGAUAUUAUUAUUGGAAAGUCAUAUGAAGGUUAAGCCUUUGCAGGUGUUGACAUGUAAACAAAACUGUACAUGAAAUUUCUCUCUCACACACUCUAUAUCUGCUUUUUCGGUAUUGCUUCGAGUCUUUCAGAGCUCUUUGGGAAAAAUAUUGUAUAUUAUCCAUAACAAAAUCCGUGAAUAUAAUAAUAGUUCAUUGGUGCCAGGUUGUAGGCACAUUUAUCUUC